AUGCGCACUAUAAUGCCGUUCGCCUCUAACCCCCUCCACCUCCAGAUGUCGCCUACGCAGACUACGGAGGCUCGCGAGCACAUGCCAACAAGUCUCAACCCCCAGGAGCUGUCGCGCUCUGCGUCUCCCCAACAAUCCAAUCUCAGCCUCCUAGUGACACACUCUUCUAUACCCCCCAGUCACCAACCGCCACCGUCGUCGGAGCCAUCUGUUUCCAUCCAGUCUAUCCUCUCGAAUCCCGCACCUCCUGUACUGCCUCCCAAUGGCCAGCCCCCUCCUUGGAGCGUCUCGAACGCGUCUUCGCGCGAUACUAGCCAUGCCAUCGCCGGUCCUUCGUCGAGCUCGGGCGCUCCGCAGCGUACCUCUACCAAGCGGAAGCUUGAGCCUCCAGAUGCCGCCGACCCGCACAACAAAAUCAGACGCGUCGUACGCGACCAUAUCACGCAGGACCCCGCACGCGUAAUGCCUAUGACUACCGUGAUCUGUCUGCACGCAGCUGUCGCGCAGAAGUCCUACGGGAGCGAAAAGCGAUUCUUGUGUCCCCCGCCCGUCGUGCAUAUCGAAGGGCCGGUUUGGCAGAUGAAGCAUCAACACCUUUCUAUGGCUGUCGUAAACGAAGGAGGCGAGCGCACGUGCGAGCUCAAAGCACCCAUGGACCACGCGCUCACUGCUAGCUUCAAGUUCCUGCACGUUACUGGCUCUGCGAAGAGCAAGAGCUUUCAGCUAUCUCUCGACAUCGCCGAGCCGUCCCCUAGCGCACCAGAUGGCGGUGAGGCCACUGGCAACGAAAGGGUAUGGGCGUCGUUCGAUUCGGCGCCCGUCACCAUCAUCUCAAAGCCCUCAAAGAAGACCGCGAAGACGCGCAACAUCUCAUCAUGUAUACUGGCUGGUGGACCUGUGUCGCUCUUCAACCGGAUCAAUUCGCAGACUGUACGCACCAAAUAUAUGACCAUUGAGCACAACCAGCUGUGUGCAAGUAACAUUGCCUGGUCCGCGUUCGCUGUAAACGUCGUGCGUUCUCAGGGUAGCGAGAAUCCACUUGGGGGUCCGCAACCGGUCACAUACGGCAGUGAGAUCGUCCUUGCGGAUACUGUCACGGGAGUGCAGACUGCGCCUUUGAUCAUCCGGAAGGUAGACAAAGGCCGUAUAGUCCCCGAUGACGGCGGGCCCGUCAGUCAAAUGCAGAAGAUCGCGCUUCAGCGCGUUAACGGAGACGGGACGCGACAUUACCUCUCCGCAGCGGGUCCAAUACCCGGCACGCCCGGUGUGACCGUGCCGCCCGCGCCUGGUCUGUCAAAUCAGGCGGGGACUCACCCACUGCUGUUCCAGAGUCCUAGGAUACGUGAGGAGAUGAAGGAUGGCGCCCGAGUCAUCACCGAUGAGGUUGACGACUAUCUCUGCUGGACUAUUGUUGGCAUUUCCAAGUUCCAGUAUACCUUCUUCGACGCGUUUGGUUUGAACAACAGCGUCCCCGAAAUGCCCAUCACUCCCUUUCCCACCCUAUUCAACACUCCUGUAUACCGCUCGCAGAGCAACACUCUAGAAAUGAUGGCAGCCAACUUCUUCUACAUGGACCCCAAGACCAAGACUCAGAUGCCUCUUGACGUCUACAUUGGCAACAUUGGCCCUCUACGGUUACGAGUCUACAAUCACUCUCCUCUCACCAUGGAUGGACGCUUCGACCCUGCUAUGCCAUUCAUCCCAGUUCCACCUCUGCCCAACCAACCCCCCGGAGUUCCUGUCGUGGCUUCUGAUAUCCAGUCACGCGACAACAAGCCUGCAGACGUCGUGCUCAGCCUUCCUGCGCGCCAUCUACACAUGAUGAUUGUCGCCGAGAUGCCACCUAUGCCUGAUAUCCUGAAAGCACUGCGCGAAGAUGCUCUCCCACCCGCGGCCGAUGUGGCGGACAAGUCUCAGGACGCGUCUGGCAGCCGUGGGAGCAACCUCAUGCGGGACAUCGCGGGUCGCAGUUUGCCCUUGCUGUUCAUACGGUCAUAUGACGGCGUGGGAUAUCACUCCGGUCGCGUUGUCGCCGCAGACAAUGUCCUCCACGCUAUGGACCUCUCCAACCCAGCAAGACCAGGCGCGGAAGGUGGAGAUUGGCUGGCAGCUGCUCAGGCGGCUGCGAGGCUGUCCGACGACACCAGCAUGCACGGGUGGAACCUGAAGGUGUUGUAGGUUGGUCGCUGCGACCUAUCCGAGUGGGCGCGCGUCUGAGGAAUGCGGCUAUGCAAAGGAUAAUGUACAAUAUAACUCGGCGCUGGGUUGUUGUCGUCGUCUCGCUUCGUCUUGCUUUGCCCGUUGCUUGCUUGUUUCACUCGCUCUCUAGUUAUUUUGAUCCAAUGUACCUGUAUAAUCGCGAGGCUAUCUAUAGUGCC
Dichomitus squalens LYAD-421 SS1 is the source of this 2378-nucleotide messenger RNA. RefSeq lists its product as uncharacterized. Bases 1 to 2178 code for a protein of 725 amino acids. The transcript has 5 exons. NCBI's taxonomy places the organism in Eukaryota, Fungi, Basidiomycota, Agaricomycetes, Polyporales, Polyporaceae. The record is from RefSeq and is a predicted model, not a curated record. Gene Ontology annotation, cellular component: nucleus. Gene Ontology annotation, biological process: regulation of transcription by RNA polymerase II. Gene Ontology annotation, molecular function: RNA polymerase II cis-regulatory region sequence-specific DNA binding; DNA-binding transcription activator activity, RNA polymerase II-specific.